AUGACGGCCAUUUCGUCGCGUGACGGCUAUUCCGUACUCGAGUGCUGGCAGCUUGCAUCGGUGCCGGUCGACGCCAUGUCGGCAGCCAACUACGCCGUCGGCGGGAACGCGACAGCGGCGACGUGGUCGCACAUCGAGCCUCGCACGCGCGUCGGGGAGGCGUGGGCGCCGCACGUCCAACUGUCCAUCAUCCUCAACGGGCUCAUCCGAAUCACGUCGCCAGCGCCGGCAGCAGACACGUCAACAACAGCCAACGCGUCAGGGUCGAUAGCCUCGGUGCUGCCCAGGGAGGUAGAGGUGGCCAGCAGCGCGCGUCCGGAUACGCACGUCGCGUACAUUAUGCCCGGCACGCUGCGGUCGUCGGUGGUGAUCGCGGCCGACCUCAAGGCCGCCAGCACCCUCGCCGGGCACUUCACCGAGUUCCCCAGCGACGAGCCCACGGUGCUGGUGCAGAUCCCCUUUGCCCGCGACGCGGCACCCGAACACACGGUCCUGCAUGACGGGCCAUGCACGGGCUAG
Molecule: messenger RNA, 519 nt
Organism: Lasiosphaeria miniovina
Lineage: Eukaryota; Fungi; Ascomycota; Sordariomycetes; Sordariales; Lasiosphaeriaceae
Exons: 2
Coding region: 1-519 (172 amino acids)
Source: RefSeq, a predicted model, not a curated record